CUCUGCUCCCAGUACCCACCAUAAUCGAGCUCGAGCAUUGCGAAUUCUGACGCGACUCUAUUCUUUUCGAUUUUGCACUUUUCCACACUCCAGACUCGAUUCCGAUUCCGACCUCCCGGCGCCAGCUUUCAGGAGCCAUGGCAGCCUCUCUCGCGUCCCUGCAGGCGCGUAUCGACACGUUCACAGCCCCGGCUUCCAAAUCCAGGCGCACGUCUUCGAAGACAAAGAAAGCGCCCUCCAAGUCGAAGAUCGCCUGGCCAUUGACACUCCCAUCGGCACACGACCUGGCCUUCGCAGGAUUCGUGUGGAAGCCUACAACAGCGAGUCCAGACAACGUCCAGUGUUUUGCAUGUCACUGCCAGCUGGAUGGCUGGGAAGAGAACGAUGUCCCCGCAUAUGAGCACCUCACACACUCUCCAAACUGCGGCUUCGCAGUCGUCACAUGCAUCCGUCUGCGCAGCGGAGACCCGGGCAGGAGCGAAGAUGAUCCCACCUCAGACGCGAUGAUGCAGGCGCGCCGCGACACGUUCGAGCACGGCUGGCCCCUUGAUAGCAACGAGGGGUACCCUAGCGUCGAGCAGCUAGUAGAAGCUGGCUGGUACUACGACCCAACUCUGGAAACACCUGAUGGCGCUACUUGCGCGUACUGCUCCCUGUCUCUGGACGCGUGGGAUACCGGCGACGAUCCAAUGGAGGAACACCGACGACGUGCGCCUGACUGUCUGUUCUUCGCACUCAAGGAGCUCUACCACCCAGCGCCAAAAGCUGCUGCUAAGAAGGGCAAACGCGCCUCUGCACGCACAUCGACCGCCAGCAUAGCUUCGAAGAACACCCGCGGCAAAAAGCGCGCCAGCGAGCAGAUUGACGAUUCGAUCUCCAGCAUAAUCGAGAAGCCAUCCCGUGGUAAGAAGCGUAUCAGCGAGGCAACUGACCUUACUAUCGAGGACGUCAAGCCGAAGGCUACACAUGGACGCAAGCGUGCAAGCACGCAGAUCGAUGACACAGUCUCCAGCGUAGUAGAGAAACCCACACGUGGUGGCCGGAAGCGCGCAAGCACUACAAUCAAUAAUACGAUCGAUCCUGUUAUGGAAAAGCCAACACGCGGCAGGAAGAAGGCCGCCGAGAAAGUCGGCACAACUCCAGACGAUGUCGAUAACGAGCCAUCACCUGAGCCCGAACUCAUACCUGCACCUGCACCUGUACCAAAGACUAAAGCCAAGAAGGCUGCACCCAAAGCUAAGCGCGCCUCGACCGCAAGCACCACCACAAAGACGACAUGCGGCAAGAAGCGCACAAGCGACCAGAUCGAAGACACUGAAGUUGCUGAGACUUCGCCGAAGCGCGUCAGACACAGCAGCGUCUCGAGCUUCCCCGAUUCUCUACUCGUCGGUACACCUAAGAAGACACCCACAGAGCUGGCAGAACCUGAAGACGAUGACUCUGCGCAAGCAGAACCCGAGCUGGAGGACAUGGAAGACGACAUCUCGAGUUUACCCGCGUCCCUCCUUGUCGGAACUCCUAAGAAGACACCGACGAGGAUGAUGACUCCCGGUGCCGAAGUAGUUGAGCAGGAUCAGAAGUGGGAUCCCAUCGACGUCGAGGCGUUCUUCGGCAGCACCGAAGAACUACACGCUCUCAUGAACGAUAUUGUCAUUGACGCUGGUCUCGACGCUAUAGUGCCGACCGGGGUUACUGCCGAGGACCUUCAAGCUGCUGUAUUUGCCGGUCUUACCAAGUCUGAGAAGGACAUGACAGUGGAGCAAUGGGUACUUUACAAUGCCAAGAGGGGCGAGGAGAAGCUGCGGCAGGCAUGCGAGAAGCAGAUUUUGGCCUUCGGGGCGCAGGCAAUGCGCGCAAGAGCGACGAUUGAAGGCAUUCCGACCUACUAGAUGGAUACGAAGUAUGACAGGCAUUUGGAGGGAGUUUGGUAGUUGUUAUGAUACCCCGGAGGCAUGCAAUGGAGUUUUGGGGUUGGCUUUGGUACGCGUACAUAGUUUAGUAGCGUCUCCGCUCCUCUUCGCGGCUUGAGUUGAUCGUAGUUGCAGCCGCCUGCAAGGGCUGGCUCCUGGGUGAUGCAACAUAGCCAGUUGAGGGGUGCUUUGAAGCAAACGCAAUAAAUUCAUUACAAA
This is a messenger RNA of Didymella exigua CBS 183.55, 2129 nucleotides long. RefSeq names its product inhibitor of apoptosis repeat-containing protein. The coding region runs from base 138 to 1889 and encodes 583 amino acids. Lineage: Eukaryota; Fungi; Ascomycota; Dothideomycetes; Pleosporales; Didymellaceae. The record is from RefSeq and is a predicted model, not a curated record. The transcript is spliced from 2 exons.